Balaenoptera musculus (blue whale) is the source of this 546-nucleotide messenger RNA. Its product is annotated as 1,2-dihydroxy-3-keto-5-methylthiopentene dioxygenase-like. NCBI's taxonomy places the organism in Eukaryota, Metazoa, Chordata, Mammalia, Artiodactyla, Balaenopteridae. The transcript is spliced from 3 exons. Gene Ontology annotation, molecular function: acireductone dioxygenase [iron(II)-requiring] activity. The coding region runs from base 1 to 546 and encodes 181 amino acids. The record is from RefSeq and is a predicted model, not a curated record. Gene Ontology annotation, biological process: L-methionine metabolic process.
AUGGUCCGAUUCCGAGGUGCAGCUCAGCCCCGUGGUCUGGGGCCAGGCGGCAGUGCCCCCGGCCCGGCCACGGUGCAGGCCUGGUACACGGACGACUCGGCUGACAACCCGCCAUGGCUCCACCACAAACUACCAAAUUACGAAGAAAAGAUUAAGGUGAUUUACAAGGAGCAUUUACACCUGGAUGACAAGAUUCGCUUCAUCUGGGACGGCAGUGGGUACUCUGACGUGAGAGAUAAAGAGGACAGGUGGAUCCGGAUCUUCAUGGAAAAGGGAGACGUGAUCAUUCUCCCUGCCGGGAUUUACCACCAUUUCACACUGGACGAGAAGAAAUACGAGAAAGCCAUGCGGCUGUUUGUGGGAGACCCAGUGUGGACGGCAUACAACCAGCCGGCUGACAACUUCGAGGCCCGGAGGCAGAACCUGGAAUUUCUGGCGCAGACAGCCCAGCGGAGCCCUGGGGCCUCAUGCACCCCGGCCCCCCUUGUGAAGGUUCCAGGAUCAGUGGUCAGUGGCCCUGUGUCAGCUGGUGCCUCCAAGCUCUGA